AUGGACAACAGGCAGUUCGACUUGAUCGUUGGGAUCGACUUCGGAACCACAGCGGUUGCAGAUGCCAAAUUCGACAAGGUUCCGUCAGUGGUCGCUUUGAAGAACAGAAACGUGGCAGCAUGGGGCUUUGGCGUCGACAAACUGGAGAUGGAAGACAUCUACACUACCGACUAUUACAAGCUAUUCAAGCCCCUCAUCUGCAGCCGGGACGAGCGAGAGAGGCGCGAUGCAGAGAUGUGCGUGCGCAUGUUCCUGAAGGAGCUCUACGGACACCUGAGGGAGCAGCUCGAGGGCGAACUACCGCAGGACAAGGGGUGGGCCAAGUCCAAGAUCAAGUUCCUCUUCAGCUACCCGACAACGUGGGAUGAUCCCGCAAAGAAACGCUUCGAUGAACAGAUCAGAAAGGCAGGCUACCCGGACGAGUCCGGACAUGAAGUUGAGCUGCCUCUUGACGAAGCAGCAGCAUCCAUGGUGCAAUUUCUCCAAGGCACCAACUCAGACGACUUGCCCAAGAAGAACGAGCAUGUUCUGGUUGCCGACAUCGGCGGUGGGACGUCAGACAUCGCCAUAUACAAACUGGGGGAACUCGAAGGCCGCACCGCCAAGGAGCUCGAGUCCGUGGUGUGUCACCAGGGCAAGAACGUCGGGUCCACCCGGAUUGACGAAAGCUUCAAAAGUCAGCUGUGGCCCGAGGUCAAGGAGAAAUACCGGGAGAUUCUGCGAAAACAGCAAAAGGAGAUAACCGACGACGACUUGACCCAACUAGCCGAAGUGGCUGUUUUUCACCUUGAGCACGUCGAUAGCUACAAGUACCAGAAGCACAAGUACGGCGAGCGAUCUCGCACGGUUCAGAAGCCGAUGUUUUGGCUCUGGCUUUCCGGGCUUACCGGUGACAUCCCGGCCGUCGACGGCAGCGAGGGAGCGGCCAAGAUACGCAUUGAGAUCCGCAGGGACGAGUUCUUCAAGAAACCUUUCGAUGAGCAAUGCGGCAAGGUCUGGAAACAGUGCGAUGCCCAGAUGGCGCAGCUGAAUAACGUCAAGACCAUCGACCGCAUUGUGCUCGCGGGGGGCCUGGGCAGCUCCGCGUACGUCAAGACCAGUCUCGAGACCAAGUUCCGCAGUCACCCCCUUUCCAAGAACGCCAAGGUGACCCAGAUCGCCGACCCAGCUCUUGCCGUGUGCCAGGGCCUAGUGCACGACGAGCUGCGCGCCAUUCACGGGUCCCCUUACUGGGUGUACCAGGCAGCCGCUCGAUACGGCAUCCAACAAGGGGCAGAAAGGGACAGCACCAAGUGGUUCCUCAAACAUGGAGACAAACCGAAGGUCCCAGCCUCGGUCGACAUCACUCAUGACAUAGAAAUCGACCAAAACGGCCGGGCCCUUGACCUCGACCUGAAGGUCGUCCGAAUCCGGCAACCGCCGCCACCCGCGUUGAGAAGCCGAGCGAAUUGGCUCCACAAUACCGAGCCAGUCCAGGACAUCAGCUCCUGGGUCAAGCAAUCUCUACCAGGUGGCCUGAAGCGACAGCUUUUUUCCAAGAAGGCGGAACUCACCAUCAGGGCCACCAUGUGGCGCGAGGCAAUCGUGCUGACCCUCCACGCCGCGAGCCAUCCGCCCGCGAAGCAGCACGGCAACCCCCUCCACAUACUUGUGCCCUGGCACACGGACCCUGCGCCCAGACACUCCGGGCCCCCAGGAUCUUCGCGGUGGAGGUUGACUGCGAAACAAAAACGCGUGCUGAAAGCAACAGUCGCCGCACUCGCCAUUGGCGCGACUGUAGCGACCAUUGGAGGCUUCAUCCUCUCCGUGGUCCAAGACAGAAAGAAGGCUUCUGAGGAGGCUGUCAAGGAGGAAAAGGAGGGUGCCGAGGGGACGGAAAAGAAAGCUGCCCAGGGGGUUGGCGGUGGUAGUGGGGCACCUGCUUGUGGCAGCGAGCCUAACGCAGCACAGGGGGAAGUUCCCAACGAUCCAAACGGCACCGAGCCGGCUGGUCCUAUCGGGCACCGAGCCGGCUGA
This is a messenger RNA of Gaeumannomyces tritici R3-111a-1, 2016 nucleotides long. RefSeq lists its product as hypothetical. The record is from RefSeq and is a predicted model, not a curated record. The coding region runs from base 1 to 2016 and encodes 671 amino acids. The transcript is spliced from 4 exons. NCBI's taxonomy places the organism in Eukaryota, Fungi, Ascomycota, Sordariomycetes, Magnaporthales, Magnaporthaceae.